AUGAAGAUUGGAGAUCUGGCUAAAUCUGCCCACACACAAACGGAGACCAUUCGGUACUAUGAGCGCGAAGGCCUGUUACCUCAGGCAAACCGAAGCGCUGCGAACUAUCGCGUGUACGACGAAACUCACGUGAAGCGCCUGGCGUUUAUAAGGCACUGUCGCUCACUGGACAUGACUCUCGGCGAGAUUCAGGCGCUCUUGCAUUUCAAGGAUUCACCAAAGGAAGACUGCGGUGAGGUUAACGCUCUGCUAGACGAGCAUAUUGACCAUGUGGAUAUUCGCAUACGUGAACUAAGGACGCUGCAAAAGGAAUUGAAGGGCCUUCGCCUACAGUGUGCCAGCAAGACUACUGCAGAUGGAUGUGGCAUUCUUUCCGGCUUGGAGGAAGCUGCGGUGAAGCAAAACCAUAAACCUGCAACACAAAAAACACAUCCCUUGCAUGUUCAUGGAACACAUCAUUCGGUUGGAUCAACAGCCAAAAAGUAA
Molecule: messenger RNA, 486 nt
Organism: Ostertagia ostertagi
Lineage: Eukaryota; Metazoa; Nematoda; Chromadorea; Rhabditida; Trichostrongylidae
Source: the annotation of a GenBank genome assembly